Molecule: messenger RNA, 7107 nt
Organism: Pipistrellus kuhlii (Kuhl's pipistrelle)
Lineage: Eukaryota; Metazoa; Chordata; Mammalia; Chiroptera; Vespertilionidae
Gene: COL5A1
Product: collagen type V alpha 1 chain
Molecular function (GO): extracellular matrix structural constituent
Source: RefSeq, a predicted model, not a curated record
AUGGACGUCCACACCCGCUGGAAAGCGCGCAGCCCGCUCCGUCCGGGCGCCCGGCUCCCGGUCCCAACGCCGCUGCUGCUGCUGCUCCUGCUGUGGGCGCCGCCCCCGAGCCGCGCAGCUCAGCCCGCCGACCUCCUGAAGGUUCUAGAUUUCCACACCUUGCCCGACGGCAUAACCAAGACCACAGGCUUCUGCUCCACACGGCGGUCCUCCCGGGGCCCGGACGUGGCUUACAGAGUCACGAAGGAUGCCCAGCUCAGCGCGCCCACCAAGCAGCUGUACCCCGCGUCUGCGUUCCCCGAGGACUUCUCCAUCCUCGCCACCGUGAAGGCCAAGAAGGGCAGCCAGGCCUUCCUGGUGUCCGUGUACAACGAGCAGGGCAUCCAGCAGCUCGGCCUGGAGAUGGGCCGCUCCCCCGUCUUCCUGUACGAGGACCACACGGGGCGGCCGGGCCCCGAGGACUACCCCCUCUUCCGCGGCAUCAACCUGUCCGACGGCAAGUGGCACAGGAUCGCGCUCAGCGUCCACAAGAAAAACGUGACCCUGCUCCUGGACUGCAAGAAGAAGGCCACCAAGUUCCUGGACCGCAGCGACCACCCCGUGGUGGACACCAACGGCAUCAUCGUGUUCGGCACCCGCAUCCUGGACGAGGACGUGUUCGAGGGCGACAUCCAGCAGCUGCUCUUCGUCUCGGACCACCGGGCGGCGUACGAUUACUGCGAGCACUACAGCCCCGACUGCGACACCGCCGUCCCCGACACCCCCCAGUCCCAGGACCCCAACCCGGACGAAUACUACCCGGACGGCGACGGGGACAGCGCGCCCUACUACUACGAGUACCCCUACUACGAGGACACCGACGGCCCCAGCCAGGCGCCCGCCGCCACCACGGCGCCUGCGGAGGCCGCCAAGGAGACCACGGAGGUCCCCGAGGAGCUGACUCUGCCCCCCACGGGGGCCCCGGCUGUGCCCGAUGCCAGCGCGGGGGCCGGGAAGGAGGACCUGGACCCGCCGGACUACGACUACGUGCCCAGCGAGGACUACUACACACCAGCCCCGUACGAGGACAGCUACGGCGAGGGCCCGGGCGCCGAGGCGCCGCCCGAUGCGGCCGGCACCGCCAACGCCUCCAACCCGGCCCCGCCCCCGGGGGAGGGGAAGGAGGACCUGGACGCGGACUUCACGGAGGAGACCAUCAAGAACCUGGACGAGAACGAGAGCUACUACGACCCGUACUACGACCCCACCGUGUCCCCGUCCGAGAUCGGGCCGGGCAUGCCCGCCAACCAGGACACCAUCUUCGAGGGGAUCGACGGGCCGCGGGGCGAGAAAGGGCAAAAGGGAGAGCCCGCCAUCAUCGAACCCGGCAUGCUCUUGGAGGGGCCCCCAGGCCCCGAAGGCCCCGCGGGCCUCCCAGGACCUCCCGGGACGAUGGGCCCCACCGGCCAAGUGGGCGACCCUGGAGAACGGGGCCCCCCUGGGCGCCCAGGCCUGCCGGGGGCUGACGGGCUGCCCGGCCCCCCCGGGACCAUGCUCAUGCUGCCCUUCCGCUUCGGAGGGGGCGGCGAUGCCGGAUCCAAAGGCCCCAUGGUCUCCGCCCAGGAGUCCCAGGCCCAAGCCAUCCUGCAGCAGGCGCGGCUGGCGUUGAGGGGCCCGGCCGGCCCCAUGGGUCUGACCGGGAGGCCCGGCCCCGUGGGCCCCCCCGGGAGCGGAGGCCUGAAGGGCGAGCCGGGCGACAUGGGCCCGCAGGGCCCCCGAGGGGUGCAGGGCCCGCCCGGCCCGACCGGAAAGCCUGGACGAAGGGGCCGGGCUGGCAGUGACGGUGCGAGAGGGAUGCCUGGCCAGACCGGCCCCAAGGGUGACCGCGGCUUCGACGGGCUGGCGGGGCUGCCCGGAGAGAAGGGCCACCGGGGUGACCCUGGUCCCUCGGGCCCCCCGGGACCCCCCGGAGAAGACGGAGACCGGGGUGACGACGGAGAGGUCGGGCCCCGAGGGCUGCCCGGGGAGCCGGGGCCGCGCGGGCUGCUGGGGCCGAAGGGCCCCCCGGGCCCCCCGGGACCUCCCGGCGUGACGGGGAUGGACGGCCAGCCAGGCCCCAAAGGGAACGUGGGUCCCCAGGGAGAGCCCGGCCCCCCCGGACAGCAGGGCAACCCCGGCGCCCAGGGCCUGCCAGGCCCCCAGGGCGCCAUCGGGCCUCCAGGAGAGAAGGGCCCCCUGGGGAAGCCGGGCCUCCCAGGAAUGCCGGGCGCCGACGGACCCCCGGGGCACCCUGGCAAAGAGGGCCCCCCCGGAGAGAAAGGAACCCAGGGCCCCCCUGGCCCCCAGGGCCCCAUCGGCUACCCCGGCCCCCGAGGAGUCAAGGGGGCGGACGGCAUCCGUGGACUGAAGGGCACGAAGGGCGAGAAGGGCGAAGACGGCUUCCCGGGGUUCAAAGGAGACAUGGGCAUCAAGGGGGACCGGGGGGAGAUCGGGCCCCCGGGCCCCCGAGGGGAGGACGGCCCCGAAGGCCCCAAGGGACGCGGCGGCCCGAACGGCGACCCCGGUCCGCUGGGCCCCUCUGGGGAGAAGGGAAAGCUCGGCGUCCCCGGGCUCCCGGGCUACCCCGGCCGGCAAGGGCCGAAGGGCUCCAUCGGAUUUCCGGGAUUCCCCGGCGCCAAUGGCGAGAAGGGGGGCCGGGGCACCCCUGGGAAGCCGGGACCACGGGGGCAGCGAGGCCCGACGGGCCCUCGGGGCGAGAGGGGCCCUCGGGGCAUCACGGGGAAGCCUGGGCCCAAGGGCAACUCUGGAGGCGACGGCCCGGCCGGCCCGCCGGGUGAGCGGGGACCAAACGGACCCCAAGGACCGACGGGCUUUCCUGGACCCAAGGGCCCCCCUGGCCCCCCCGGCAAGGACGGCCUCCCCGGACACCCCGGCCAGAGAGGCGAGACGGGUUUCCAAGGCAAGACCGGCCCCCCGGGCCCCCCGGGCGUGGUCGGCCCUCAGGGUCCCACCGGAGAGACGGGCCCGAUGGGCGAGCGUGGCCACCCGGGGCCGCCGGGCCCGCCGGGCGAGCAGGGCCUCCCGGGCCUCGCCGGGAAGGAGGGGACGAAGGGGGACCCCGGCCCUGCCGGCCUGCCCGGGAAGGACGGCCCCCCAGGACUGCGCGGCUUCCCCGGGGACCGCGGGCUCCCGGGCCCCGUGGGAGCGCUCGGACUGAAGGGCAGCGAGGGCCCCCCCGGCCCGCCGGGCCCCGCGGGAUCUCCCGGGGAGAGAGGGCCAGCCGGAGCUGCCGGGCCCAUCGGGAUUCCAGGCAGACCUGGCCCCCAGGGACCCCCGGGGCCCGCCGGCGAGAAAGGAGCGCCGGGCGAGAAAGGCCCACAAGGCCCCGCCGGUCGCGACGGCCUCCAGGGUCCGGUGGGGCUGCCCGGCCCGGCCGGCCCCGUGGGCCCCCCCGGAGAAGACGGGGACAAGGGAGAGCUCGGGGAGCCGGGGCAGAAGGGCAGCAAGGGGGACAAAGGAGAGCAGGGUCCGCCAGGGCCCACGGGCCCGCAAGGCCCCAUCGGACAGCCGGGCCCCUCGGGAGCCGACGGAGAGCCGGGGCCCCGCGGCCAGCAGGGCCUCUUCGGGCAGAAAGGGGACGAAGGCCCACGAGGGUUCCCCGGGCCCCCUGGGCCCGUGGGGCUGCAGGGCCUGCCGGGGCCGCCGGGAGAGAAGGGCGAGACGGGGGACGUGGGCCAGAUGGGCCCGCCCGGCCCGCCCGGCCCCCGAGGGCCCUCCGGAGCGCCCGGAGCUGACGGGCCGCAGGGGCCCCCCGGAGGAAUCGGCAACCCCGGAGCCGUGGGGGAGAAGGGCGAGCCUGGAGAAGCUGGCGAGCAUGGCCUUCCCGGAGAAGGGGGGCCCCCGGGACCCAAAGGCGAGAGGGGGGAGAAGGGCGAGGCCGGCCCCUCUGGUGCUGCUGGACCCCCCGGCCCCAAAGGCCCGCCCGGCGACGACGGCCCCAAGGGCAGCCCCGGCCCCGUCGGUUUCCCCGGAGACCCCGGUCCCCCCGGAGAGCCCGGCCCCGCGGGUCAGGACGGCCCCCCUGGGGACAAAGGGGAUGACGGCGAGGCCGGGCAGACGGGAUCCCCGGGCCCCACCGGUGAGCCAGGCCCGUCCGGGCCUCCAGGAAAACGGGGACCCCCGGGGCCCGCAGGCCCUGAAGGCCGACAGGGGGAAAAGGGAGCCAAGGGGGAAGCCGGCCUGGAGGGUCCUCCUGGGAAGACUGGCCCCAUCGGCCCCCAGGGGGCCCCCGGGAAGCCGGGGCCCGACGGCCUGCGGGGGAUCCCCGGCCCCGUGGGCGAACAGGGACUCCCAGGAUCCCCAGGCCCCGACGGCCCCCCCGGGCCCAUGGGCCCCCCAGGACUCCCCGGCCUCAAAGGCGACUCUGGCCCCAAAGGGGAAAAGGGUCACCCAGGCCUGAUCGGACUCAUCGGGCCCCCGGGCGAGCAGGGCGAGAAGGGCGACCGCGGCCUCCCGGGCCCCCAGGGCUCCUCCGGCCCCAAGGGAGAGCAGGGGAUCACUGGUCCUUCCGGCCCCCUCGGCCCCCCGGGGCCCCCGGGCCUGCCGGGUCCUCCCGGCCCCAAAGGUGCUAAGGGCUCCUCGGGUCCCACUGGCCCGAAGGGUGAGGCAGGCCACCCAGGACCCCCCGGCCCACCGGGCCCCCCGGGCGAGGUCAUCCAGCCGCUGCCGAUCCAGGCCCGCGCGCGGCGGAACAUCGACGCCAGCCAGCUGCUGGAGGACGCCGAGGGCGAGAGCUACGCCGACUACGCCGACGGCAUGGAGGAGAUCUUCGGCUCGCUCAACUCGCUCAAGCUGGAGAUCGAGCAGAUGAAGCGGCCGCUGGGCACCCAGGACAACCCCGCCCGCACCUGCAAGGACCUGCAGCUCUGCCACCCCGACUUCCCGGACGGCGAAUACUGGGUGGACCCGAACCAGGGCUGCUCCAGGGACUCCUUCAAAGUUUACUGCAACUUCACGGCCGGGGGCGCCACGUGCGUCUACCCCGACAAGAAGUCCGAGGGGGCCAGAAUCACCUCGUGGCCCAAGGAGAACCCGGGCUCCUGGUUCAGCGAAUUCAAGCGCGGGAAGCUGCUGUCCUACGUGGACGCCGAGGGCAGCCCCGUGGGCGUGGUGCAGAUGACCUUCCUGCGGCUGCUGAGCGCCUCGGCCAGCCAGAACGUCACCUACAACUGCUACCAGUCGGUGGCCUGGCAGGACGCGGCCACGGGCGGCUACGACAAGGCCAUGCGUUUCCUGGGCUCCAACGACGAGGAGAUGUCCUACGACAACAGCCCCUACAUCCGCGCGCUGGUGGACGGCUGCGCGACGCGGAAGGGCUACCAGAAGACGGUGCUGGCGAUCGACACGCCCAAGGUAGAGCAGGUGCCCAUCGUGGACAUCAUGUUCAACGACUUCGGCGAGGCCGCCCAGAAGUUCGGGUUCGAAGUGGGGCCGGCCUGCUUCCUGGGCUAGGGGCCGCCGCCCCACCAACUCCUGACCUCAGCGCGCCCGCGGGCGUCACGCCCCGACCUCGUCCGCCCGGCGCCCGCCAGGCCGCCCGACCGCAGAGAGAGGAGAGGGCCGCGCCCCCUCAGCGCCGAAUCACAUGACCGAGACGCCCCCGCCCGCCGGCUCCAGCCCGGCUCUCUCUGCUCCACGGACGGACAGGCCACGCGACCUGGCGACCUGGCCCGGGAGCCUCUGCGGGCGGGGCGGGCCUGGGGUUCGGGGCCGACACUUAAAACCCCGCUAGAAGACGUGCCUUCCACAAAGUCCCGGCGCCCCCCGCGGAGCCCGCCCUCCCGCCCCGCCCGCCAGGUGCCAGCCGCUCCCCUGCCGUCCACCUCCCAGGUGCUCUGUCGUGUGAUGUGAAGUAAACGUGUGACUUGUGUUGUCAUGGCCGUUCAGUGUCCCGGACUUCCAGCCACGGAGGCCAGCCCAGCUCAGUCCCAGGGAGAAGGGGACGGGGAGGGGUGCCAGGCCCGCACCCGAUGCUGUCCCUCUGGCAAGACCCGGAGCCCACGCCGCCCCACGGGCCUUGCAGGGGCAGGCGGUGCGAGGACACGCAGGCGCGGCCGGCUCCUGCCUUGGGCUUCCACCGGCUCUGGCUUUUCCACGGGGAGGAAGAGGCAUUCCCGCUGCCUUCUCCGCGGGCACCGGGGUGGAAGGCGGGCGGUGGCCCCUGUGCCUCCCCCAGCGGCGUGUCCAGGGCCGGAGGCCGUGUGUCCUGCGGACGGUCACUGUGACACUCGGUGCUUAACUCUCUGUGGUGCUAUCUGUCCCGAGAUCCUGAGGGCGACGCCGGCCUGGCCGGGCCUCCCCUUCCGCCCUCCACAGUCCGGGUCUCUGCCGGGGACGCCGCGGCCCGCGGUCACACCCUCCAGGCCCGUGGCCCGCGUCCGGCCUCGCUCCUGUGAUUUGAAAAUGCCUGCCGGUCGCCAAAGCAGAUGGUCCUCGGCCCGAACGUCUGGUGCUAAUUUCUGUGGUUGCUAAUUCAUGGACCCGCUUGGCGGCCCCGGUGCUGCCCCAGGCCCCGCCCACGGGGACACGCGGGCGAUGAACUUGGCAGGCCCGUCCCACAUACACAGUUUGGAUUUCCAUCGGCAACACCCGCAAGGCUCUGGGCGCGCCCCUGGGGGCGAGGGGCUGCCCCCUCUGAGGGCGAGGACCGCGGCCUGAACUGUGAAAGCAGCCCCUGGGCUCCCGCAGCCGCCGCCCGCCCAGCCACCCGUGGCUCCGGCUCAGGCAGCCCCUGCACGGCCACGGAACCACCACCGCCCACGAGGACUCCCCCAUCGCCCGUGGAAGUCCGUCCCGCUCUUGCCAAAGAGAAGCCGCUUCCAGAGACCGUGGGGCCCGGCACACCACGCCCAGGACUGUCCCCCUGUCCGUCCGUCCCCCCGCGGAGAAGCCGUGCCCGGGGGCUCUCCAGGUCAUGUGAUUCCGGUUGGAUUUCUCGUCGCCCUCCUUCCCUCCUGUCAUGUCCGCCUCCAUUGGCCAGCCCUUCCAAGCUGUAAUUCGUCCCGAAGUCAGAACGUGCCCCCCUCCGACCAUAUAUUGCAAUAAAAUACUUCUAUAUUUGCAGACGUC